AUGGGUGAGACAAAGUGCAACCACCACCGAUUAGCGGAGAUAGUUUAUUGUGAGUCACUCUCCAAAAUAACUCUUUUAUGCGUGUGUUUGGGAGGGCGUGAAGCUCAGCUUACAGCUAGCGCUUAUGUCGAGCGGUUUAUACCUUCUAUUAUCCUUUGUUUGGUAACCAGUUCAUUUUCUCUCUCUCUUCAUGCGUUCAACAAUUUCGUCGGCUGGAGCUCUCUGUCCAUCACAGUGUCCAUCUCUUCAUCAAGGUGUGAUUUUCUUCUCUUCGUCACGCGUUCAGGAGUUUCUCUCUAUCAUAUACAGUGUCGAUCUCGCAUCACCAGCACACUUGACAAUAGGACCAUGUCAUCUAUUCGGGAUAAGAUUACAGAUAAACUUGUACGUAGGAGGCAGAGGUAGAGACAGUGAGUGCUUA
Tripterygium wilfordii is the source of this 421-nucleotide messenger RNA. RefSeq lists its product as uncharacterized. NCBI's taxonomy places the organism in Eukaryota, Viridiplantae, Streptophyta, Magnoliopsida, Celastrales, Celastraceae. The record is from RefSeq and is a predicted model, not a curated record. Bases 1 to 405 code for a protein of 134 amino acids. The transcript has 4 exons.